Megalops cyprinoides (Indo-Pacific tarpon) is the source of this 9029-nucleotide messenger RNA. RefSeq names its product sidekick cell adhesion molecule 1b (gene sdk1b). Lineage: Eukaryota; Metazoa; Chordata; Actinopteri; Elopiformes; Megalopidae. The transcript has 47 exons. Gene Ontology annotation, biological process: cell-cell adhesion. The record is from RefSeq and is a predicted model, not a curated record. The coding region runs from base 746 to 7783 and encodes 2345 amino acids. Gene Ontology annotation, molecular function: protein binding.
UGCUGACGAAGAGACAAGUGCUCUGACAGAGGGACUGCUGCUUAUGGCAAGACGCAAGACCUAAGUUUCGCCAGCUGUGCUACUAACAUUAGCCGCUCAUUUUGGAGAAGAAAAGUCGCAUGAUACAGAUAAUAAACGAAUCGUGAAGUGGUCUGAAGAAGCUUUUCCUUUUUUGUUAGCCAGCAUUAGCUCCACCGACCUGUUGUCGGUAGAUGGAGUUCGCAAACGUUUGCUUAGAUAGCUAGCGGAUUUGGAGUCGGUCGCACGGGCUUUUUUGGACUGAGACCGGCAGCUCUCCACUUUGUGGGGGGCUUGAAACGGAGUACGGAGAAAAUAAUAGCUGGCUGAUUGGAAAGCACAAGUGGAAACGUUGAACUCAAAUCCGUUUUGAAUAUCGGGAAAAGGAGGAGAAAUUGUAUGUGCUGCAGGAAACAAACUUAUAACAAACGCUGUGAAGGGUAAUUUUUUGUAGAGGAACUGGGAAUUUCAGUAGAUAAGUAAAAAUCAAAAAUUGAUUAAAGGAGAGGAUAUAGCUAGCUAUCUGGCUAGCUAGCAACAAUGGAUAUUUCAAUGUUUUUAUUAUCAUCGGUUAACACUGAUUAAGUACAGAAAUGCUCUGGUAGACAAUCUCCCCGUGAAGGCAUCAAAACAAGCAAGGAUUUGACGGAGAUAUCAGAUUUAAGCGGAUAAGUAAAAUCCUACCGUCACAAAUGUAUUAGGGAAUUCUUCGCGGGAUCAAUUGCAAAUGAAAAUGAGGUAUCACAGGAAAACGAAUUCCAUCAACUCUGCUGGACAAAAGCGUGAUGUUUUGAAUUACCCCAAUGCGGGGGUUACACUUAGCACAACAGUAUCACAACAGGGAGAGUUUAAUAACCGGGAGCACGGUGAUCUGCGCUCAACAAUUGGCACUGCCACAACAGACGAAAAUAAAAGACACUUAAAAUAUGUGUGCGAGGACACCCGGUCUGCAUGCAGCGGUGAGCCACAUGUCAAUGAGUUGAGCGACUGCGCUGCAUACACGGAAAAAUAUGUCCAAACGGGUCGAUUUGAACGUGUGCACGGUAGAGGUAAAACCCUGAACACAGAUGAAGACGCUCUUCUCUCCGGCGGCCGUCACUCAUGUCCUAAGAGUAGCGGGAAAAACUCUAGUGCCAAAGUACAGCUCGACAUGGAUUGCAACGCUUCUUUUUACCAAAUAACCGGGCACGAUCUGUCCAGUAUGAAUGGCGAUGUUACGGAAAUUACCCGCCACACUCAUGGUGACAGAAAGAUUAUCCGAGAGAUUACAAGCAACAACCGUGUGAGCCGCCACACCGGGAAUGGAAGGAGAAAGUUUGCAUUGAGUAUUUGCAGCUGGUGGGCGUUCUUUCUUCUCAAUACCCACGUGUUGAAAGCUCUGGCUCAAGAUGACGUGGCUCCAUAUUUCAAGACGGAGCCGGGUCCUCCGCAGAUCCACUUGGAGGGAAACCGCCUGGUCAUGACCUGCCUGGCCGAGGGAAGCUGGCCCCUGGAGUUCAAGUGGAUGCUCAACAACACAGACAUCACCUCCUUCUCUCCGCAGUACAAGUACACCAUCCCAUCCCUGCAGCGCUCCGAUGCUGGGUUUUACCAGUGUGUGGUGAGGAACAGGAUGGGGGCACUGAUGCAGAGGAAGGCAGAAGUGCAAGUAGCAUACAUGGGGAACUUUGUGGAGCAGGAACAGAGGAAGACGGUGUCACAGGGCAAAGCGGCCAUCCUCAACUCCCCCGCCGUCAGCAGCUUCCCGCGGCCGCAGGUGACAUGGUUCAGAGACGGCUACAAGAUCAUCCCCAGCAACAGAAUAGCAAUAACCUUGGACAAUCAGCUUGUGGUACUGUCGACAGCCGCAGCCGAUGCAGGACGGUACUAUGUCCAGGCAGUUAAUGAAAAGAAUGGGGAAAACAAGACAAGCCCAUCCAUUUACCUGAGUAUAGCAAUAAGCAAGAAGAAUCGAGGACCUCUUGAUUCGGACGCCCCUGCAGACCCCAUGGCUCCGGUGAUUGUGGUCCCACCCAAGAACACCACAGUGGUGGUGGGGGUUAACGAGGCCAUGCUGGAGUGUGUGGCCAAUGCAAGGCCCGUGGAGAAGCUGAGCAUUUCCUGGAAGCGGAACGGAACGAAGCUCACGAGCGGAGUGGACAUGUUCGGGCGGAGGCUGACCAUCUUCAACCCCACCACGGCAGACGCGGGGCCGUACGUGUGCGAGGCCGCCCUGCUGGACAGCAGUGUGAAAGUGGCGGAGUCUAGGGCUUUCCUCUCUGUCACAGAGGUGCCCUUCUUUACAGCAGAGCCCAAGAGGAAGACUGUGGGAGAGGUGGAGAAAACGGUGGACAUCCAGUGUCAAGCAAUGGGUACCCCCAUGCCCAAACUAGAAUGGUACAAAGAUUCUGUGCCUCUCAGUAAGCUAAAUAACCCUCGUUACAAGGUGAUGUCCAGCAUGGGCUUGCAGGUCCGAAAGGUGCACCCCAACGACGCUGGAAUCUUCCAGUGCUUUGCUAGAAACUCGGCCGGCGAAAUCCAGGCUCACACUAACCUUGUUGUCACAAGUGUGCCCCCUGCUUUCACAAAGGCUCCCUCUGACAUCACAGCAACUGAUGGGACAGUGGCCGUCUUCACCUGCGAGACCUCUGGAGCCCCAAAACCUGCCGUCACCUGGAAAAGAGGCCCUCAGAUUUUGGCUAGUGGUUCGGUCCAAAUCCCACGCUUCACUCUCCUGGAGUCGGGGGGUCUGCAGGUGAACCCCAUCUUUCUCCAGGACACUGGGAACUACACCUGUUACGCCUCCAACUCAGAGGGAGUUAUCAAUGCCAGCGCCUCCCUUACCGUCUGGAGUCGCACCUCCAUCUCCCACCCCCCAGAGGACCAGCGUGUCAUUAAAGGAACGACAGCCGUGCUGGACUGUGGGGCCACCUAUGACCCCAGAGUAUCCGUCAGGUUUGUGUGGAAGAAAGACGGCAGUGUGGUCAGCCAGACCAGCGGGGGGCGCAUCAGCAUAAGGGAGGGCUCCCUACACAUCAGCCAGACCUGGUCGGGGGACAUCGGGGACUACACGUGCCAGGUCCUCUCUCAGGCCGGCAACGACUCCAAGUCAGCUCGCCUGGAGGUCAUUGAACUGCCCCAUUCUCCUCGGAACCUGCAGGCCAGCCUGAACGCCACAGACAGCCGGACAGUGGACCUGACCUGGGUCCGGCCGUUCGAUGGUAACAGCCCCCUCCUGCACUACAUCCUGGAGCUCUCGGAAAACAACUCCCCUUGGAAAGUCUACUUACCCAAAGUGGACCCUGCCUUGACGGGGAUGGUGGUCAGGGGACUGACACCAGCACGCACAUACCAAUUCAGAGUGUGCGCUGUCAACCAGGUGGGAAAGGGGCAGUACAGCACAGAGACAAAUAGGUUAAUGCUGCGAGAGGAGGCUCCAAGCGCUCCUCCCAAGAACAUUGUGGCCAGCGGCCGGACCAACCAGUCCAUCAUGGUGCAGUGGCAGCCUCCGCCAGAACCCGAGCUCAACGGCGUGCUCAGGGGCUAUGUGCUCAGGUAUCGCCUCGCCGGCCUCCCUGGAGAAUACCAGCAGAAGAACAUCACCAGCCCUGAGAUUAACUACUGUCUGAUUAGGGAUCUGAUCAUCUGGACACAGUAUGAAAUCCAGGUGGCGGCCUACACUGGAGCCGGCCUGGGGGCAUUCAGCCAGCCGGUGACAGAGUACACGCUGCAGGGAGUGCCUACAGCACCCCCUCAGGAUGUGGAAGCCAAAGCAAUGAACUCCACCACAAUCAAAUUCACAUGGAAUCCACCUCCACAGCAGUUCAUUAAUGGCAUCAAUCAAGGGUAUAAGCUCUUGGCGUGGCCGGAGCAUUCGCCUGGCAGCAUCACGGUGGUGACGAUCACUCCUGACUUCCACGGCGCCCGGCACCUGGGUUACGUCAGCGGGCUGAGGAAGUUCACCUGGUACCUGACGUCAGUUCUGUGCUUCACCACGCCGGGAGACGGGCCGAGCAGCCUGCCUCAGCUGGUGCAGACCCACGAGGACGUACCAGGCCCGGUGGGUCACCUGAGCUUCACUGAGAUCUUGGACACCUCCCUGCGGGUCAGCUGGCAGGAGCCUGUCGACAAGAAUGGCAUCAUCACAGGCUACCUGGUGUCCUGGGAGGCGCAGGGGCAGAACUCGUCCCAGGUGUCACGCACGCUGCCCAACACCACCCUGGAGUACAAGGUGACCGGCCUCACUUCGCUCACCACCUACACCCUGGAAGUGGCCGCCAUCACAGAAGCGGGGAUAGGGACCCCCACCUCCUCCACCAUCUCCUCUGGGGUUCCUCCAGAACUUCCCGGACCUCCAUCAAACCUUGUUAUCUCCAACAUAAGCCCCCGUUCUGCCACACUGAAGUUCCGUGCAGGGGAUGAUGGGAAAACAUCUAUCUCCAAAUGGAUUGUUGAGGGCCAGGUGGGAAGUAUCGGCGAGGAAGAAGAGUGGAGGGUGCUGUACGAGAAAGAGAACGAGCCCGACGCCCAAGUGCUGGAGAUCCCAAACCUUACUCCCUUCACCCACUACAGGUUCCGGAUGCGGCAGGUGAACAUCGUGGGCCCGAGCCCCGUGAGCCAGCCGUCCCGCGUCAUCCAGACUCUGCAGGCGCCCCCGGACGUGGCCCCCAGCAGCGUCAGCGUGCGCACGGCCAGCGAGACCAGCCUCUGGCUCCGAUGGGUGCCCUUACCGGAAACUGAGUACAAUGGCAACCCUGAGACAGUGGGCUACAGGAUCAGGCUGUGGCGGGCCGACCUGCAGGGAGAGGCGCAGACCCGGGUGGUGAGCGACCGGCUGGAGCGCGAGGUCACACUGGAGAGCUUGGAGGAGUGGACGGAGUACCAGCUGCAGAUCCAGGCCUUCAACUCCAUUGGCCCUGGGCCCUGGAGUGAGACCGUGAAGGGCCGCACCCGGGAGUCAGUGCCAUCUGGGUCUCCCGAGAACGUGACGGCGGAGGCGGUGAGCUCCACUCGCAUCCUGGUCACCUGGGGGCCGGUGCCCGAGCACGAGAAGAACGGCUACAUCCUGGGAUACAAGGUGCUUUACAAAGAGAAGGAUUCUGAUGCCGAGCCUCAGGUGCACGUGGUGAAGGGGAACCUCACGCAGUCCGUGCUGCUGAGGAACCUCCGCAAGUACGUCCUCUACCAGAUCCAGGUCCUGGCCUUCACGCGCAUUGGAGACGGCGAGCCCAGCAGCCCGCCUGUGCUGGAGAGGUCCAAGGAUGACGUGCCCGGCCCUCCUAUGAGACUGGUUUUUCCAGAGGUGCGUCUGACGUCAGUGAGAGUGGUGUGGCAGCCUCCGGCCGACCCCAACGGCAUCAUCAUGGGCUAUCAGAUCGCAUACCGCCUGGAUGCCAGUGACCCCAACAAGUUCACCACAGUGGAGGUGGGCUCAAACGCCCGCCAGUUCACAGUGACUGGGCUGACUCCAGAGUCAGCAUACAUCUUUCGGAUCUCCGCCAGGACACAGCAGGGCUGGGGACUACCUGAAGAAGCUGUGGUCAUCACAACAGAGAGACGAGACCGGCCGCAGCCCCCGAAGAAGCUGAGCGUCCCGCAGAGGGAGGUGCAGUCGCGCUCUCUGCUGCUGCGCUGGGUGCCGGGCGGGGACGGCGCCUCCCCCGUGCGCUACUUCACCCUGCAGAUACGCCAGCUGCCCGACGGGGACUGGCAGGUCCACUCCUCCACCAUCAGCCACAACAGCACCUCCUGGGAGGUGGACCGGCUGAAGCCCUUCACCUCGUACAAGCUGAGAAUGAUGGCGACUAAUGAUAUUGGAGACAGCGCCUACAGCAAAGAGACGGACGCAAUUACGACUUUACAGGAUGUUCCUGAUGAACCACCUGUUAUUUUGGCCGUAAAGCCGUCCACAACGACCUCUGUCCUUGUUCAGUGGCAGCCACCCAAGGAGGAAAGUUUGAAUGGGGUUCUGGUGGGAUUCCGCCUGUACUACCGCGAGCUGCAGUAUGAGAACGCUCCAACCGAGUCGAAGGCAGUGUCCAACCACUCAGCCACGCGUGCCGAAAUCACAGCCAAAAGCACUUUCAAGACUGUGAGCAGUGCUUUGUUAACAGAAUUCGAGUUAACGCAGCUGAACAAGUACAAACGCUAUGAGAUUGUGAUGACAGCCUACAACAUCAUUGGGGAGAGUCCGCCCAGUGCACCUGUGGAGGUCUUUGUCGGAGAAGCAGCUCCCUCAGUGGCUCCUCAGAACAUCCAGGUGAACGCCCUGUCUUCCACACAGCUGGAGGUACUAUGGGAACCCCCUCCUGUGGAAACUCAAAACGGCAACAUCCAGGGCUACAAGAUCCAUUACUGGGAGAAGGACAAUCAGAACGAGACAGAGAAGGUGAAGAUCUUGUUCGUCCCAGAGACGACAGUGAGGCUGAAGAAUCUGACCAGUUACACCACGUACCUGGUGAAGCUGUCAGCCUUCAACGCUGCAGGGGACGGCCCUCUCAGCGAACCCAGGAGGGGGCGCACUCUUCAGGCUGCUCCCAGUGUCCCCAGCUUUAUCACUUUCUCUGAGGUUACCACUACCACACUCAAUGUGUCCUGGGGGGUUCCGCUGUCUCCCAACGGUGUGGUGGAGGGGUACAGGGUGGUGUAUGAGCCUUCUGCCCCCAUACAUGGUGUGAGCAAGGUGGUGACCGUGGACAUCAAGGGCAACUGGCAGCGCUGGCUGAAGGUGCGAGACCUGACCAAAGGCGUGACCUACUGCUUCCGGGUACAAGCCAAGACCGUCAGCUUCGGGCCCGAGCUGGAGGCCAACAUCACGGCGGGACCUGUGGAAGGGUCUCCUGGUGCCCCCAUCCAGACGUCAAUCACAAAGUCUUCCUCAGCCCUGACCAUUCAUUGGUCGGCGGGAGAUACAGGGGCGGGGCCUGUCAAAGCUUAUGUCAUUGAAGCACGUCCUUCAGACGAGGGCUUGUGGGAUACCUUCGUCAAGCACUUGUCCCCCAGCAGCACGUCUCACUCAGUCAGUCUGGACCGCCUCAGGCAGGGGGUGAGCUACGAGUUCCGGGUGAUCGCCGUCAAUCAGUUUGGCUAUGGUGAGCCCAGCGUGCCCUCUGCUGCCAUGUCAGCCCAGUCAGAGACGCCCUUCUACGAGGAGUGGUGGUUCCUCAUCGUCAUGGCACUGUGCGGGCUGAUCCUCAUCCUGGUGGUGAUCUUCGGGCUGGUGCUACACGGCCAGAGCAAGAAGUACAAGAGCUGCGGAACCGGAAAGCAUAUUUCAACUGUGGAGGAGUCUGUCACACUGGACAAUGGAGGCUUCACUGCCCUGGAGCUCAACAGCAGGCACCUCAAUGUCAAGAGCUCCUUCCUGAAGAAGAAUGGGACCAGGUCUCCUCCUCGACCCAGCCCUGGCGGGCUGCACUACUCCGAUGAGGACAUAUGCAACAACUACAACGGCGCCGUCCUGACAGAGAGCACCACUCUCACAGAGAAACCUACAGAGAUCUCCGAAUCAGAGGCCACGGACAGCGACUACGAGGACGAGCAGCCCAAGCACUCCUUCGUGAACCACUACAUGAGCGAUCCCACCUAUUACAACUCAUGGAAGCGGCAGCAGAAGGGGCUGAAGCAGACCCCGGCCUACUCCUACGAGGAGUGCGCCGGCGGGGACGGCGAGGCCUACUAUCAGACAGUGGUGACCCAGCACAGCGUCGGGGGGGUGUACACACCGGCCGGCCAGCCCGCCCCCAGCUCACGGACCCCUGUCACAGGCUUCUCCUCCUUUGUGUGACAUACGGUGCCACACCGGUGGGCAGGGGAGGGGCCAAGUGAGCCGGUGGGACGCAGGGAGUGAGGUGAAUUGUCGGUAUUUAGUCAUCAGCUUCAAAAAGAAAAAAAAAAAACGGUAUUACUGGCAGAAGAGGAAAUGCAGCCACCUCUUUAAGCUUUAAGCCUCUCUAGUGCCCUUGGUCCCCAGGUGUAUGUGUGAAUUAUCUACACUUUGUGAUUAUUUAGUUUAUACAUGCAUAUCUGAGAGAGAGGGAGGGAGGGAGAGAGUGAGAGAGAGAGAGAGAGCUUGUGACAGUGCCAGUUUGUCUGUGUCAAAAUGAAGGAAUGACUUUCCCUUUGUUUCCUUGCAAAAAUAGAUGGAAAAUUCCUUUCCAGAAAUGCUGAUAUUCUCUCUGGAGAGAAUCUCUGCAUUUAGAUUUUGUGUAUUCAUUGUGCACGGCUUUGACUUUGAAGAGCAAAUAGGAGUUCAAGGACUGGGCUCAAAGCAAGGGUACAUAGAGGUGCUCCCACCCUGAUAAGUCUGAUCCUCUUCAAAACAGACCCAGCAGAUGAAAAGAGCCUCUCUCUCAGAAGGAAUACAAACAUUUCUUCAGCCUGCCACUUUAAAGGGGAAAUAAUAGUCUUGUUUGUUACCAGGGUUUUUAAUUAAAAAAAGAUUGCCCUUAAAAAUGAAAUGAAUUAAGACUUUUGUAAUUAGAGGACUUUUAAUCACACUAAUCAUAUUACCCGCAAUUCACUUCAAAAGUUGAAUGCCCCAAGAUGUUGCACUUGAGAGUUUAGAGGACACAACAGUGACUGCGAAACUUCUGACAGACUGCGUAGCAAGGAGCCGAAAUGCAUUCACAAGGAAACGUUGACAUGAACACUCUCUCUUUCUGCAGUGCGGACCUCUACUGCAAUAUCAGAGUGACUCAUCUAAUUGUGAAACCACCAUACGUCAUGGGUGGUGAAAACAAAAGUAAACUCUGUCCUCUUUCCAGUUUAACCUUCUGUGUGACAUUUUGAAGCUGAAGGACAGUUGUACAGUACACCAUUUUUGACAUUGUGAGCUGAUCUGCUGUCCAGGCACCAUCAGUCUUGACUCGAGUCCUGUGUGUUCAGUCUGGGAAUUGCUGAUGAGAAGAGUAACACUCACUUGAAGCUUUUCAUGUUUUGUUUUAUUUUGUUUAGUUCUGAGAAGUAUGAAUGUAAUGACAAGGAAUUCUUUUGGGUUUGAAAUGAGAUAAAAUAAACUGCCUUUGCACACA